AUGGGAGACGAAAAGGAAGGGGGUAAAUGGAAAGAGAGCGCCAAGGACCCGGAGGUGUGGUACAACAAGGUCGAGGACGGGGCGGCAUGGUUCAUGAGGAAAUGGCACAGACAGGAGGUGGAAGCGUCCGCGAAGCGCCAGCGCGCGAGGGAAGCUGAAGCAGAGAGUACGGUCUCAGGACCGAACAUAAAGUGAGCCGGGGAAGCGGUGGUAGGGGGGAAGAAUCGGUGACCGGGCACUGCUGUAGAAGCGAGUAGGGCGGCCGAGGCAGCACUUGUGGCGAACUAUGUAGUACCCGGCUGAUGCCGUUGCGCCCUGUUUCCCUCCCUGCUGUAUUCUUUUCUCCUUUAUGUAUGUCCUUUGUAUUGCCUUCGGCCUCUGUGCUGUGUUUCUGUGUUCUUUUGUUCAUGACCUCCCUGUCUACUCCGCUGUGUUGGGUACCGUGAUCUCGCCUUGCUGUUGCCUUUGUUUUUGUACGUCUGGCUGUCUGCCCAUCUGCCGCCUCGUUGUCCUGUUUGCUCCGUUACUCCCAUGCCCUGGUGCGUAGUGCCUGGUGCUGGUAGGUUACCCUUUGGUUUUUUCUUUGGGCGGGUGUGGGAAGCAUCCUCCUUUGUUUUGUUAUUGUUUUAUUUUGAUCGGUUUCCGAGGGCUCUUUUCUCGAACGGUCGGUGCGAUACCUGUUCUUUUCUUUCUAUCAUUUUGUU
Ectocarpus sp. CCAP 1310/34 is the source of this 704-nucleotide messenger RNA. Lineage: Eukaryota; Phaeophyceae; Ectocarpales; Ectocarpaceae. The record is from the annotation of a GenBank genome assembly.